ACUGGACUUUUAAUUGCCCCUCGAAUGACUUCCAGAACACUCACAAAACAUGUUAACGCGUUAAAAAACUGAACCUGUUCAAACGGAGAUGCUUUUACGUGACGCAGCAGUAGAGCUCGAAGUCCAGCCCGGUUCUGAGUCCGUACCCUCUCCCGGGCUCACGGAGGAGUCACGUGUGCAGUGCUGAGAGCGAGCGAAUGAGAAACGGAGAGCGAGAGAGAGAGAGAAAGAGCGAAUGUGCGAGGGAGGGAAAGAGAGAGGGGAUAGAUGUUAAAACAGACAUGAGAAAAUAUCCAAAAAGGAGACGCACGCCGUACCAUGCGCGCUAAAUUUGUGCCCGUUGGAAAUCGGGAUGUCGGAUCGACGGUGACGCGCAUCACCCCAUUUCACGGAGGAAACGAUUUCGCUGGAACUUUGGAACGGAGGGUCCGCGGGGAAACAUGGCCGAAGGGCCGCGCAGAGGUGGCGGGUCGGACCCCGUCAGGACUCCGCCGCAGAUUCUGUCAGGCUCCGGUUACUGCAAGUGGUUUAAUGUCCGCAUGGGGUUUGGAUUUAUAUCGAUGACCAGCAGCGAGGGGAAGCCAGUGGACCCUCCACUAGACGUGUUCGUCCACCAAAGUAAGCUGGUGAUGGAGGGCUUCAGGAGUUUACGGGAGGGCGAGCAGGUUGAAUUCACCUUCAAGAGGUCGAGUAAAGGUCUGGAGUCUCUCAGGGUCACGGGGCCCGGCGGGGGCUCAUGCUCGGGCAGUGACCGACGCCCCAAAGGGAAGGCCCCGCCCCUCAAACGCAAACCAAAGGGAGACCGGUGUUAUAACUGUGGAGGUCUGGACCACCACGCUAAAGAGUGUGGCCUUCCACCCCAGCCAAAGAAGUGUCACUACUGUCAGAGUGUCACACACAUGGUGGCCCAGUGUCCCCACAAGAGGGCGCUGUCCCCCUCCACGUCUCAGGACCCCCAGCGCCCCUCCACCUCCGCUCAGUCCCAGGAAGAGGGGAGCCGGUCGGCCUCGUCCUCCUCUCCGGAGGAAGCAUCUCAACAGGGGAGUCACUCCCAGCGCUGGAGGAAAAGCCGGGACUGAAAGCGACCGAAAGAUUCCUCAUCCAGACGACGCUCAGACCCGAAAUCAUCUACCUCACAGAGGAGACCCUCCCUCCCUCCCUCUCUCCCUUCCUGUGCAGCUAUGGUAUCAGCCGAUGGGGUCGUGUAUGUACAUGCGUGUUCUCACGGAGCAAUCACAACAAACUCUGCGACUGGCGUGUGUGUGUGUGUGUGUGUCUGUCAAUGAGCGAGUGUGUUAGAAGAACUAAAAAUCACAAGGCAAAAUAGAUUACAUAUAGAAGAAAAACACUCACGAGUGUUUUAGAUACUCGAGCAUGAAGUCAACAGAGGUUGCAGUUUUCAAACCAUUUUACUUCCUUGAUAGUCAAAUGGGCUAUUCCUUGAGUAAAAAUGUUUGCCGUGUGCUGCAUAAGUGACGCCAGUGAACUCGCUUCAGAGGAAAAGCAACUUCACAUGAUACAUGUGUGAUGAGAAUUCACCCGAAAAUGAAACCUUGCUGAUAAAAAUUUACUCCAAGAUUUUAGAUGAGUUUUCUCUUCAUCGGAACAGAUUUGGAGAGAUGUAGCAUUACAUUAGUUUCUCAGCAAUGGAUGCUCUGUAGUGAAUGGGUGCCGUCAGAAUGAGAGUCCAAACAGCUGAUAAAAACUUUACAUUACAAUUUCUCCAAAUCCGUUCAGAUGAAGAACCAAACUCGACUUCAUCUUGGAGAGCCUGAGGGUUAGUAAAAUGUAAGAUUUCUUUCUUCUUACUUUAAGAUCGGAAACAUGCAUUAGGAAGUAAAUAUGAUCAAUUUUGAUUUCAUGUUGACUUUAAACCAGAUUCAGACAUAAUGACAAAGAAAAUAGCUCUGAAUCAAGGCCCUCGGGGCAUGGGACAGAUGUAUUUUGGCUGGGGGGGGUUAUAGUCACGCUCACUACAUCCUAACAAUAACAUCAUUAUGGGGUACUGAGGAUAUUUGAAUCCGUUUCGGUGUGUGUAAGUGUUUUUCUGAUCAGGUGCUGUUAGCCAGAGUUUGAGAUUAGACUGUAACAAGUGAAGACUAAAAAGUACAUUAACUUCAGCCAGAGAGGACUAACUAACUGAUUUAAAUGUGUUGCCAUUGUUUAGCUAUACUGUAAAGCUGUUUUUGCUUUAUCACAGACUGUUCCACAGCUCGCAGUGAUAAUUUAAGGCAUUAAUAUAUGGUGAAAUAUUCUAAGUGUUAGUGUAAUUUAUAUAGAGCACAUAGGCAGAUGAAGUUGAUUGUUUCUUGCUCUUGCAUCUCAUCCAGCUUCACUGAAAGCGAUCAGCUUGUGAAGGACAUGGUGCUGCGUUCAACAUGGUCGGAAUUACAGUAAUCAUAAAGCUUAUUUUCACUACAGAAUGAAAAAAAAAAACUUUUAAUCUCAUCAGUUCUGUCUUAUUUUCUAAGAAAUGUGGAAAAGGACAGAACUAUGAGAUAAAUAGUUGCUAACACUUUCAUUUUGCUAUUCCGUGGCAGAAAUAAGCUUUCAUAAUGAUGAGAUUCUGCCUACAGAAAAGUUGUUCAAGUGUGUCAUACUCUGAAUUACAAAAGAUUCAUAAAAGCCUUAUUUUCUCUCACUUCCCCUUGUGACAUCAUGUAAUAAGACCAGUGGCCUUAAAGGGAUACUCCAACCCUAAAUGUAAAUGUUGUCAUUAAUCACUUCCCUCAUGUCGUUCCAAACCCAUACAACCUUUGUUCGUCUACAGAACACAAUUUAAGAUAUUUUGGAUGAAAACCGGGAGGCUUAUGACUCCCAUUGACUGCCAAGUAAAUUACACUGUCAAGGUCCAGAAAAGUAUGAAAGUCAUCGUCAGAAUAGUACUUCUUCCAUCAGUGGUUCAAAAAUAACGUUAUGAAGCGACGACAACACUUUUUUUGUAUUCAAAGAAAACAAAAAUAACUCUUCUCCUCUGUCUCUCCACAUCGUCAUUGCACCAUUUUGGAGAAUAUCUGCUGAAUGCAAGCAAAUCUAAAGUGUAAAUGCACAUAGAAAACGUAUAAUUGUGUCGCGGCUGACACAAAAGAGCGUAAGCAGCUUGCGUUCAGCAGAUAUCUCCAAAAUGCUGCAACGGUGAAGCGGAUACAGUUACAUUUUUGAGUAUGAAGAGAUUUUUAUUGCUCUUUAUUACGCAUUUAUUGACUAGUAGGAUUUCCCUCUUGUCACUUUGGCAUUACUGUAAUUCUGAUAUAAUGGCAAGAUUUAGCCAUUGAUUGAUAGGAAGAUUCGAUCGAAAAGCUGUUUAUCCCUUGGUCUGAGUAAUAUUCUGUUUGUCAAUGAUGGUUGUUGGGCGUUGAAGAAUAUUUACUAAAAUGGUUUAUCCUGUUCUUGUCUUUCUGAAGCUGACCAUUUAAACCUCAUCCGAGUUUUGUGGCCAUGCUAAUUAACUCCUAAACUAGGUUCUGUACUAAAUUUUUGUGUCACAGGGUCCAUUAAAAAAAUCACAUUGCUUGCUUUUUUUAUUCAUUCAGCUAAUGAAUGUAGAUGAACUGAAGCCUUAGAGAGAUCUGAUCAUGUAAAGCUGCUGGCGGAGAUCUGCUACAAUCAUCCACUGAACAGUGAAAAACUGAACUAAAGUGCACUUGUAAGCAGUGUUUACCCAGAAUGCCAUGCUGUGGAGGUUUGCUGUUUAAUGUCUCAAUGUUGUUGAAAGCUCUAGUGAAGUGACUGCCAGCAAUAAUGUCAGACCCUUUUCAAUCCAAGAAGAGAUCUUCAGUAACACAGAAGGGUUUAUGGAGCAUUUCAUCUCGUUGUCGUCUCUAAUUUCGUCCUGAUCUGGAGGAAAUGGGAGGGUGAAUCUCAUGAAAUAUGCUAGAGUCAUAUUUUAUCUUAAAAGAAAGAAAUUAUGAUUAAAAAAAAUGUUUUUAUCCUAGCCCAUUUUAUCAUUUUAAGACAUUAUUUUCUUUGUAAUUAAGCCCUUCCCCUCACUUUAAUGUAAAAAAAAAAAAAAAAAAAAAAUCUAAUUCUCAUUACUGUAAUAUGAUUAAAUUUAAUUGUUAAAUAAUACUGCUCAAUAAUAAAUACCAUUAAAUAUGAAAUAUUUAAUUUCUAAAGUUUUAAUACUUCAUGGUAGUGUAACUGAUUUAAAAAAAAACAUUUUUUUGCAGUAUUUUUAUAUUUUGCAGUAAAAUAUAACUACAGCCAUGAGAAUAUUGACUAUUAUUAUUAUUAGUAUUAUUUAAUCAGAGAAGUGACCAUUUUUGGAGUGAAAAUAUGCUUUUUUCUUUCUUUCGUCUCUAUAGGAUAAAAUAUGUCAUGUGUAUGUUUCUGUGAGAUUCAUUUCAUUCUGUAGAUUUGAAUCUUUGAAUAGUCUUAAUUUUCUGUAUCUCCAUAACAUGAGCAGAUCAGUGUGUGUGUGUGUGUGUGUGUGUGUGUGCGCGCUCUCAGGCAGAGGUUUCAGAAAAGAGAUGGGAGUGCUGUCUCACAUCAUGACUUGAACCAGCGCUCAUCCUCCACUCGAGGUCUCUAAAGACAAGACGACUUCUGUCUAACCGUAGUGAAUGUGUAAAAGAUUCGAAGCGAGCUUACACGACUGCUCUGACGAUCGUGCGAUGGUUUUUCUAUCCUGUGUGUUGACAAAUCAAGCGGCGUGUCACGCAUGUGCUGUGGUUUUAUUGGAGGACGUGAACUAAUCGUAUGUUUUGGUAUAGACCUUUAUACCAAAGACUGGCUGUGUCUGAAGGCAUUAGACGUGCGGCGGCGUAAUGCAUGAAUGUGUGAGUGUGUGUGCAUCAUAUUUAAUCAAGUGCACAGAAAAACAAGAAACUGACCAAAUGACAGGCACCGAUAGCACAGACUCCGAUCCCAAACCUCGUACAGAUUUAUACAGUGUAUUUUUGUACAUUUCUACCCACAAUUCUUCUCAGGAUGAACUUCUCUCAGGGAACGAACCAAAUAAGCAUAUUUGAUGUUAUUCUGUAGGGAAGUGUUGACCAUUAACUGAAUCUAUCGACUGUUGCUCAUCAAACCCACCGACUCUUGUUCUGGCACAUUAGAUCUACCUCCUUCAGUUUCACACAGUCAUGCUUUUCCGUUCAAGACUGAUGUUUUUAACCGAGCAUCAGUUUGUUUUAUUAGUCUGAGAAAGUAAUCAUUUGCUUUGUGUUUACACAGAAGUCUACCUCAUUUUCUCUCUCUUCAUCUCCAGUUCAACUGGUCUGGGGUCAGUCUGAGCUGCAUCUUAACACUUCUGCUGAAAAUAGGACACCUCGUGUUAUAGUUUAUGCUCCUUUCUCUCUCUUCUUUAGAGUAACUCAACUAGUUUUUGAAUGUGUAACGGUUCAGCAUAAAUCUAACACCGACUCGCCCAGCACAACCAACUCAAAAUGUUCUCCGUGACAGCUCAGUGCAAAGAUUGUUUAGCAUCGUGUGCCUUUAUUUUUAUUGUUAUGGCUAGACUUUUAAUGGGGCAUUAGUUGCUAUAAUAUCAUUCCGGGUGUUACUUCAGUACUACAGAAGAACUUUAAUACAUUGGCAGCAGUAUUAAAUAUAUAUAUGAUGUUAUAACUACUGAUUUAAUGCUGUUUGAUUGAGAGAUUUGCAGUCGCAAAUGCAUCAAGAAUGAUAUGCUUCUGCCAUAAAGAUUGAAGUGAUUUAUUGUUUGAAAUCAGAUCAGUAUGCGGUUUAUUUUGCAUGACUUUUAGCACUGAAUGUAUGAAACUGACCAAAGCCCGGGACUAAUGAACAUAACAACUGUUGCAAAGUCUUGAUUGUUAUUGUAAUGCCUAAUGAAUCACUGCAGUCUUAAUAAUCAAUCAAAUCUGUUUUUCUUUUGACACAUACCUCUGUUGCCAUGCGGCUGCUGAACUUUGAAGAGGUUUGUUUCUGGGAGUUGAAGAGCUGGUGUGUUUUAUGCCCUGUGUAUUUAAACGUUGACAUGCUGUAAAUCAGAGGACGGCUCGUGGCGUCUUUGGUAUAUUAAUCUCAUUUUAACAGUCUGUCGAGAUGUAUUCAGAGCGGCGGUCAUUUCUGUUUUUAACUUCAUUAAAGCACUGAUUGCCUCUUAUGAUAUUAUUUGAAGAGCAUAUCAUUCAUUGUAACCACAUUUAUAUGCAUUUUGCCUUUUUUUUGUCUGUGAAUUUAGGACUUUUGAGUAUGUUUAAUUGUCUUACUUGAUUGAUAUUAAACCUGUUAUAUCAACAUUAAAUAUGUUGCAUAAAAGUU
Carassius auratus (goldfish) is the source of this 6225-nucleotide messenger RNA. Its product is annotated as protein lin-28 homolog B. The transcript is spliced from 4 exons. The record is from RefSeq and is a predicted model, not a curated record. Bases 441 to 1079 code for a protein of 212 amino acids. Gene Ontology annotation, cellular component: cytoplasm; nucleus. Gene Ontology annotation, molecular function: zinc ion binding; mRNA binding. NCBI's taxonomy places the organism in Eukaryota, Metazoa, Chordata, Actinopteri, Cypriniformes, Cyprinidae. Gene Ontology annotation, biological process: pre-miRNA processing.